Molecule: messenger RNA, 1824 nt
Organism: Cantharellus anzutake
Lineage: Eukaryota; Fungi; Basidiomycota; Agaricomycetes; Cantharellales; Hydnaceae
Exons: 2
Coding region: 1-1824 (607 amino acids)
Source: RefSeq, a predicted model, not a curated record
AUGUCUUGCUUCUAUAACUACCGUUCCACCACUCCUACCACUUCUCCUUCAUCUGUAGUCGCAAAAGUAGCACCAGCUGCUGCAUCGCCAGUCGGAAUGGACGAGAAUAGCUAUCAUCAACAAGACGACCUGUUGUUCUACAUGUCUCCCCCGACAAAGUCCACCAGCCUCCUCGUUGCCAAUACCACCGCCACCACCGUCGCCACCGCCACCGCCACUGCCACCGCCACCACUACUACCACUACCACCACUACUUAUCCUCAUCCUCCACCACCCACUCGCGACAAUGUGGGAAUGGAAAAGGUGGAGGGGUUCAUGUAUAGCGUGCCUAAAUUCGAACCUCAUCCAUUGUUGAACAAGUCGUCCGCUGCAAUGGGUUUAGUCGUCGGUUGUGGUGUCACCACUACUACCAACGGCAACAGGUGGCGUGGAUCCGCUGGAAUGGAGGAGGUUGGGAGGAAUGGUAGAUUAAAGUUCGGUGGCCGAAAGGGAAGAAACAUUAAUAGUAAGGGAUUUCAUGGUAUUGUACGACCGUCGUUCUUCGAUCUCAAAGCAGCUCCUUCAACUUCCAUAUCUCCAUCUCCAUCAAGUCUUUCCCUCGCUCGUCUACCAUCAUCGAAGGACCAACAACAACAACAACGACAACAACAACAAGCGGAGGAGGACCAUGACCACGACCACCUAAAAUCAAACAGUAACACCAACGAUAUCAACGAUAUCAACAACAACAAAAAUGAACGACCACCUUAUGCAUUCUCACCUUCCCUUUCUUCUGCGGUGCCUGGUGAUGAUAACAACAAGGUCCCGACAACAGCAGCAGCAGCAACAACAGGAUUCGGGUUCGGAUUUGGAUUUGGAUUCGGUGCUGGCCCAGCAGCACCUGGCGUGCCGCCGCCGCCGCCGAUGAGGAUGACGGCAGCUGGAAUGCUUGGAGGUGUGUUACUUGGUCGUACAGCAGGUGUGGCAUUGGCCGCCACUGCAGGAGGUGCAGCUCCUAUUCGUAUCCCACCUCGCAUUUCAUACGGUUCCCAACUCGACUUUGGCGACUCAGACUCAGACCCUUCCGAGUCCGAAUCCGAGUCGAACGACGACGAUGAUGAUGAUUCUCCAUCUUCUUUCUCCAUCCCUUCAUCGUUCUCCUUGUCACCUCCACCACCUAGCGCUUCCUUCUCCUCUACAUCUUCGACGUCCUCAUCUGACUCCUCGGAUGAUAGCACUGUCGCUUCGUCGGAUGAUGAUGAUCACGACGACGACGACGACAUACUCGAUUUCUUCUAUGAUGCUGAUUUGGAGAUGGAUGGAAUGUCGUACGUCGAUGGCGUUGGAACUCGGUCCCAAUCUUCUCAGUCUUGUGGCAGUAGUAGUUCGUCGUCGUCGUCGAGCCCUUCGUGUUCGUCCGAGUCGUUUUCGUGCCGUGGAGAGUACUCCUAUCCUUGGUAUAGCAAUAACAACAACAACAGCAACGGCAACAACAACAACGCCCAGUCAUCGUUGUCGUCUACCGUAGCAGCGGCGGGAGGACGUUAUCUAUCAUUGGAUACGUCUUUGAAGAGGGAAGUUCGAAGUGGUGUGGGAGUGGGAGCGGGAGCCGGAGAUGCUGAUGCUGCUGGUGUUGGGAGAGGGAGAAUGUUCGAAAGGAGGAGUGGCGAUAAGAAGAAGAUGAAGAAGAAGCAGAAGCAGAAGCAGAAGCAGGAGAUGGGGAUGGGGAUGGGGAUGGGGAUGAUGACGAUGAUGGAGGUGAGAGGAGGACAAGGGCAAGAACGGGAGGUGGUGGUCGAUGAGGAUGAUAAGAUUUGGGAGGAACGUGGGAGGAAACGACGAUGA